AGAUAUUUAUAAGCAUAUUGUUCCAAAAAUUUAUCAAUCUAAAAGUAAAAAAGAUAUGGGAAAUUUUGGAAAAAAGUAUUGUACUAUACCUUUACGCCUUUUAAAGUCACUUGUUGAGUCAUAUAAACAUGAUGAAGAAAGCAUCCCCGAAAUUCUUGAAGGUUUACGCCAUUUUAUUCCCGCACUGAACGAUUAUUUUAAACUUUUGCCUCCUAUGUCUGAAACACAAAUGGAAAAGACGGGAGCUAAUUUAAUUUUAUAUGAAUCUUUCGCAUUAACUAAUAAUGAACAAGUUAGAGCUACAAAAAAUUACUAUAAUGCACCGAUGUUUAGUGAUGUUGCUGUUUUUAUGGACUCAGAGCAAGAAAAAUUUGAGACAUAUGAUGGAUAUUGCUUUGCGAAGGUCUUAUUAUUGGUUCGCAUUGUUUUAGAAAAUACUUCGAUAUUCGAUCUUGCACUUAUUCGUUGGUAUGAUUUUAAAUAUCCUAAUAUCCCUUCAAAAUUUUACAAAUACGG
Molecule: messenger RNA, 516 nt
Organism: Racocetra persica
Lineage: Eukaryota; Fungi; Glomeromycota; Glomeromycetes; Diversisporales; Gigasporaceae
Source: the annotation of a GenBank genome assembly